Ustilaginoidea virens is the source of this 276-nucleotide messenger RNA. RefSeq lists its product as uncharacterized. The transcript has 2 exons. The record is from RefSeq and is a predicted model, not a curated record. Lineage: Eukaryota; Fungi; Ascomycota; Sordariomycetes; Hypocreales; Clavicipitaceae. Gene Ontology annotation, cellular component: extracellular region. The coding region runs from base 1 to 276 and encodes 91 amino acids.
AUGAAGACCUGCGCCGCUGCUCUCAGCAUCCUGUCUGGCCUUGCCAUGGCAGCUCCUGCCGUCCGGGCCCGCGACGGCGUCUGCCAGUCAUUCAUCUACAGCAGCCCGCAGUGCUGCUCGACCGCCAACGGCGGAUUUCUCUCCUGCCAGACGUCUACAUCGGCCGCGGAUAUCCAGAGUUUCAAGAAGAGCUGCGACGGAAAGGGCCAAGCCCAGUGCUGCACCAUCUUUGCGCCGAGCCAGAAGUUCUUUUGCGUCGCGCCUGGCAGCGAGUAG